GGGUCUCGCCUUUGUUGACAGUUUCACUGAACACACACACACAGUUCCUCAAGACUUCUUCGUCAUCGUACAUAAGCUGCCCUUUUUGCUUGUUUUUGUCGUUCCUAUCAUUCCCCUCUAACGACAUCACCUUUUUUUGCUCUAUUUGCAUUGUUGCUUUGGCAUGAUUUCACAUGCGGCUUUUAAUCCCAGAGAACCUUCUUUCCACACGUGAAUCUGUUGAUUGAAUGGUGGGAGGUACAUAACGAUUUUCUGAUGCGUCUUUCCUUCUCUGAUACCGUUCUAAAUUUAUCCUCGACGUAACUAUUUAGAUAGUUGUGAUAUUAUCGUGACGCGCCUGUGUGGGAGAGAUCUACCAGCAGUUGGAUUCUAUCUAUAGUCAGUUUGGACUUUUUUUUUUUUUUUUUUACUCCCCCCUCUUCCCACUCAUUAAUCCCUUGAGGUUCUAGUUCUUUUUUCUUUCAAAAACUGUCCUCCCUAAAAAUCACCACGUUGGAAGGCUUGCAAAAAGAAAUGGCAUCCAGCUCAGUGAGUCAGGAGGAUGUGGAGAAGGAUUUCCAACUUCUGAGCAGACGCAGCAAGAUACGCACAGCUAGAGCCCGCAACCCCCUGCCUUUUUCGCAGAGACCAGUUGAUGAAAUGGAAGCAGAAGACAGAGAAGAGAGUCCCAAACCUGUGGGCAAGACCAAGGAACGCAGGGCAGUCAGAACAGAGCGGCCAAACUUUGUCAACAAAGGAAAACUUCAGAGGGAUAGGCGUAAGCUUCGCGAAAAGAGGCGAAGCACAGGUGUAGUCCAUUUGCAGUCAACAGAGUCAACCGGAGGCAGCACAGGAGAAGAUGAUGGAGAACAGUCUCCGUCGUGGGAUGAGACCAAGAAAAAUACAGUCAUUAACGAAGGCAGCGGAAUUGAUCCUGGGAAAGUCGAUCCAAAAAACCCUGGGCGUUCCUAUAUUGGGCCAUCGGACUUGGAAGCCGAUGACGAAGAUACCCAGGAUGGCGAUUCGCUAAAUCAUUUAAAGCUCGAUAUCAAUUUAACUGAAUUGAAUAUCAAGGAAGACUCGCAGCUGUCAACGUCACACGACAGCACACCCGAAUCACCGCCUAUCGAUUUGGUUGAGCAGGCGUUGCAGAGAGCUAAACAGGAGAUGAAGCAUCUCAGCACGCAGCUCGGUGAAGCCCGGCGUGAGAUCUCUCUGCUCAAAGCCGAACGGGAUUUCUUGCGGGAGCAAAAUCUGGGUUUGCGGAACAGAGCUCUAGCCGAGAAGAAAUGAAUCUAGGAGAAAAGAAAAAGAGACUUGCUGGUUAAAAAUGUGACCCACUUUAUUAUUUUUCACGUAGGUCUCUCCUAGCCCCUUUCCAAUCCUCCAGAUCAUACAAGUUGGUAUUACAACAGGUUUAUGUUUUUUUUUUCAUUUUUGAAAACGCUUUAUACUAAAAAAUCGAAGGCAGCUCCUUGAUUUCGCCUCGAAUAUCGCGGAACCUCAACAUUUACGUCCUUUGUCGCCAUUUGAUUUUUUUUUUGCCCUUUCGUAAAAAUUUUAACGUCGCCUUUGGCAAUCUGACCCUUUCCUCAUCAAGCUAUUCCCUUUUUUUGCUAAUUGUUUCUUUUUUUGUGGCUUUGAUUUCAUGUUGUAUCCCCUAAUCAACAAUCCUUUUCAUGUGAUGGAAAUGAAGUUUGAAUAUUUAUUGUUAAACUUGCUGAUGAAUGAUUAAAUUAGGUACAAUAAAAAUGCUGUAUGGAAGGUUAA
Molecule: messenger RNA, 1749 nt
Organism: Daphnia carinata
Lineage: Eukaryota; Metazoa; Arthropoda; Branchiopoda; Diplostraca; Daphniidae
Product: PRKC apoptosis WT1 regulator protein-like
Exons: 7
Coding region: 514-1272 (252 amino acids)
Biological process (GO): positive regulation of apoptotic process; apoptotic process
Cellular component (GO): cytoplasm
Source: RefSeq, a predicted model, not a curated record